CGGGAUGGUCGGGUGGGAGAAGGAGCUGCGGAUCCGCUUCGCGCCGGGCAGCUGCUGGCUCGAGGAGGAUGUGAUUGAUAUCCCAAACAGACGUACACUGAUUACUGGUGCCACUGGGCUCCUUGGCAGAGCUGUAUAUAAGGAAUUUAAAGCAACUAAUUGGCAUACUGUUGGCUGUGGGUACACUAGAGCUCGACCCAGGUUUGAACAAGUUAAUCUCCUGGAUGGUGCUGCAGUUCAUAAUCUCAUUCAGGAUUAUCAGCCUCAUGUGAUAGUACAUUGUGCAGCUGAGAGAAGGCCAGAUGUUGUAGACAGUCAACCAGAUGCUGCUUCUCAGCUCAAUGUGGCUGCUUCAGGGAACAUAGCAAAAGAAGCAGCUGAAAUAGCAGCAUUUUUGAUCUACAUUAGUACAGAUUACGUAUUUGAUGGAACAAAUCCUCCCUAUAAAGAAAAUGAUGUACCAAAUCCCCUAAAUCUCUAUGGCAAAACUAAGCUGGAAGGUGAAAAAGCAGUUCUUGCAAACAAUGAUGAUGCUGCUGUGCUUAGAGUUCCUGUUUUAUAUGGAGAGGUUGAAAGCUUGGGGGAGAGUGCUGUGACGGUUAUGUUUGAUAAAGUACAGUUCAGUAACAAGUCAGCCAACAUGGACCACUGGCAGCAGAGGUUUCCUACCUACAUAAAGGAUGUAGCUAGCAUUUGCCGACAGCUAGCAGAGAAGAGAAUGGAGGAUCCGUCCAUAAAAGGAGUCUUCCAUUGGUCUGGUAAUGAGCAGAUGACUAAGUAUGAAAUGGCAUGUGCUAUGGCUGAUGUUUUCAAUCUUCCCAGUAGCCACCUGAGACCAGUCACUGAUAGCCCAGUAGUGGGUGCUCUUCGUCCCAAGAAUGCUCAACUUGACUGUUCUAGACUACAGAUGUUAGGCAUCGGACAGCAAACUCCCUUCCGAAUUGGGAUCAAGGAAUCUCUUUGGCCUUUCCUUACUGACAAGAGGUGGAGACAGACUGUCUUCCAUUAGUUUGUAAACAGCUUAGUGUUAUUAUGGAAUGAGGCACUUUUUAAUAAAGGGGGGGAAAGAAUAGUUUUGUAUUGAAUGUUCUAUGUUUCAAGUUUAAUUCAAUCAGGUAAAAAUAAGGUCUUGCACUAGUGAAAUGGUUAAAGAUGCUAACUGGCA
Euleptes europaea (tarantolino) is the source of this 1165-nucleotide messenger RNA. It is a transcript of the gene MAT2B, whose product is annotated as methionine adenosyltransferase 2 non-catalytic beta subunit. NCBI's taxonomy places the organism in Eukaryota, Metazoa, Chordata, Lepidosauria, Squamata, Sphaerodactylidae. The transcript has 7 exons. Bases 5 to 1009 code for a protein of 334 amino acids. Gene Ontology annotation, biological process: S-adenosylmethionine biosynthetic process. Gene Ontology annotation, molecular function: methionine adenosyltransferase regulator activity. The record is from RefSeq and is a predicted model, not a curated record. Gene Ontology annotation, cellular component: methionine adenosyltransferase complex.